UGUGGAUGGUAGUGCAGCAUUUUGAAUUAUACCCCUGUGUCAUCAGUAUUACUGUGACUUACCCAGCACUUCAAUAGUUUUGUAUUUUCAGCAGAUUCUCUAAAACACAAAACUCAUCCCCUGUGAUUGGUUGUGGCUCAGCAUGCUCUAUUGUGCCUCGAGGCCGUUUGUUCGCCUGGUUUCCGACACACAAACUAAACUUUCCUGCCAGCCUGGGCAAUACUGGGCUCCGGAGUGCUUUGACAACCCCCCUGUAAUAUUGGAAUUUCUAACUUUUUUUCAAAAAGGAUAAUAAAGUGUGCUUGGCAGGAUGUACAGCUUCAUGGGCGGUGGGUUGUUCUGCGCUGGAGUCGGGAACAUACUCCUUAUUAUCUCCACAGCAACCGAUUACUGGAUGCAGUAUCGUCAAUCUAACAACUACAUGCAUCAGGGCCUGUGGCGCUACUGUAUGCCAGGGAAAUGCAUGACACAUACAGAUAGCAUUGCGUACUGGGAUGCCACCCGUGCCUUCAUGAUCCUCUCCCUGCUGGCCUGCUUCAUUGGCAUUGUGAUCGGCGUCAUGGCUUUCAUACGCUCCUCCUCCUUCAGUGGGUUUGACAAGACGUUUGCUGCCGGCAUCCUCUUCUUCAUCUCCUGUUUCUUUGUACUGCUAGCGAUGGCUGUGUACACUGGGGUGACGGUGAACUACUAUGGGAAACGAUAUGGGAACUGGCGCUUCUCCUGGUCCUACAUCAUGGGUUGGGUGGCCGUGGUUCUCACUUUCUUCUCAGGUAUCUUCUACAUGUGUGCCUACAGGAUGCAUGAAUGCCCGAGAAACUCCAACUCCCGCUGAUUUGACAAACAAAACAAAACACAGCUGACACCGGGGUUUACACACCAACAGUAGCUAUGUCAUUUCUUGUUUACCUGACCACUAUUGAAUAUGCAAUAAAAAGGGUAAAUCCAA
This is a messenger RNA of Salmo salar (Atlantic salmon), 946 nucleotides long. Its product is annotated as lens fiber membrane intrinsic protein. Gene Ontology annotation, cellular component: plasma membrane. Lineage: Eukaryota; Metazoa; Chordata; Actinopteri; Salmoniformes; Salmonidae. The record is from RefSeq and is a predicted model, not a curated record. Gene Ontology annotation, molecular function: structural constituent of eye lens.